GGGAAACAGGAAAAAGUCACAUGGAGCCAUAUCAGGCGAAUACGGUGCUUGCGGAACGAUAUUAACAUUAUUUUUGUUCAAAUAAUCGCGAACAAGACGUGAUGUGUGAGCUGGUGCAUUAUCGUGAUGCAAGAACCAUGACUUGUUGUCCCACAAUUCCUUCCUUUUCAGACGAAUGUUCUCGCGCAAACGCUUUAAAACGUCUAAAUAAUAUUCAGCGUUAACCGAUUUUGCGAUUUGUGCGAUUUUCAAGCACAAUUUCCUUUACUUUUCCGAUGUUUUCGUCGUUUACUGAUGUUGCUGGACGACGUUCAUGAGGCAAGUUUUCAACCGAUGUACGGCCCUCUUUGAACGAUUUGUACCACUGGAAAACACGUGCACGCGAUAGAGCAGAGUCCCCAUAGGUUGUCUGCAACAUUUUUAAGGCGUCUGAAGCCGAAAUUUUGUUGGAAUAACAAAAUUUCAAACAAAUUCUUUGUUCAACUUGAAUUUCCAUCGUUAAAUUCGAAGAACACACUCAAGCUUGACUUGUUUACAGUAGCACAGAAAACAAACUAUGUGACAUAUCACGCUGAAAUUUGCCAUAUACAGGCAUGUUCUGCAAAUCGUUUUCGGGCAAUAUUUUCGCAUUUUCCGUUUUCAAAUCGUUUGACAUGUUCUGUAAAUCGUUCCGUUUUCGUUUUUUUUCGAACAUCAGCAAAUCGUUUUUUCACCCUGUUCUGGAAAUCGAAAUCGUUAAAAUUUUCCAGUUUUAUUUUCGGCAACUUAAACGUUAGCGGUUUGUGACAUUCUUAUAAACUGUUUGUUGAAAUAAAUUUAUCAAAAUGGGAAAACACAAGAACUCCAAGCAAGAGCUAAUUUUAGUCGAGUUUAUGGAAUCUCAUCCAGAUUUGGCGAAGAAUUUUUCGAAGGGCGACAGAGUUGCUGUUGAGGAAAAGUGGAAAGAGCUAACGACGCUGCUAAAUGCAGAAGGGCCGCCCCAAAAAGAUGUUAAUGGAUGGAAAAAAAUAUGGUCUGACUGGAAGGGGUGCAUUCGGAAAAAGGUUGCCCAUAACAAUCUAGAAUCGAGGGUAACAGGAGGUGGACCCUUUAAUAAGCAUGUACUGACGAGCAACGAAGAAUGUGUUGCAAGAACUUGUGGAAUUUUUGCCGCCGUUGAGGGCAUAAGCCAUUCUAGAAGCUUUGGGACAGAAGAAAAUAAUAGCGCUAUCGAAUCUGAGGAAGAACGUCCCCAAACAAGUAGGGAAGCGGUGGCUACCCCGAGAGCUGCAAAAGGGCCACGAGUGUCAACGCAGGACAGCCUUCAGUCGUGUAUGGCAACGCAAUCUAGUUGUAUAGAGAAAAUAUCCACCACUUUAGAUAACAUUUGCGAAAACCAACACAAGAUUGCAAAAUCGCAGGAAGAUGAAAGGGAAGAGAUUCGAUGACUUUGUCGUGCUGUUGAGAAACAAAAUGAAUUGCUGGCAGGGCAAAAUCGCUUGAAGACUCAAAGUAUAGAGCAAAAGCAAAGACAUUACCUCAAAAUGGAGCAGUUGCAACAUGAAACAGUUAAUAUUAAAACUAAAAUGCUUGAGAUAGAGACUAAAAAAUAAAUAUAAAAGAAUCUUAUUGAACUGUUAUGUAUAUAUUUACUUUUAAUAUGAAUAAAUUUUAUGUUUCAUAAUAUUAAAUUUCUAGCAAU
Messenger RNA from Anastrepha ludens (Mexican fruit fly), 1681 nucleotides. RefSeq lists its product as uncharacterized. The transcript has 3 exons. NCBI's taxonomy places the organism in Eukaryota, Metazoa, Arthropoda, Insecta, Diptera, Tephritidae. The record is from RefSeq and is a predicted model, not a curated record. The coding region runs from base 825 to 1427 and encodes 200 amino acids.